AUGGGGUCUCACGCCAACGAAACACCAGUUUCUCUACAUUUCGAACCCAUCGAAAACCCAGCAGCAAAAGACGCACCCUACUACACCCCAUCCCAAUCUCCCCCCGCCGGCACAGCCAUCCUCCCACCAUCACCAACCUCCUGCUCCUCCUCCUCCCCUCUCCCCAAACUCUUCACCCCCCUCACAAUCCGCUCCCUCACCCUCCAAAACCGCCUCUUCCUCGCCCCCCUCUGCCAAUACUCCGCCGACCCCACCGCCGGAAACCUCGCAACAGACUGGCACCUAACCCACCUAGGCGGCAUCCUCCAACGUGGGCCCGGCCUCGCCCUCAUGGAAUCCACCGCCGUCGUACCGGAAGGCCGCAUCACCCUGCAAGACCUAGGCCUCUGGUCCGACGCCCAGAUCCCGCCCCUCCGCCGCAUCACUGCCUUCGCGCACGCCCAAGGACAGAAAAUCGGUAUUCAGCUGAGCCACGCCGGCCGGAAAGCGAGUACCGUCGCGCCCUUUAUCCACGCCAACGCGACCUCUUCGAAAGGAGUAGGCGGCUGGCCGGAGGAAGUCUACGCCCCCUCCGCCCUCCGCUUCAACGAAGUAUACCCCCUCCCCAAAGCCCUCACCCUGGCGCAAAUCAACGAUAUCAAGACCGCCUUUGUAGACGCGGCCCUACGCGCAGUACAAGCCAACUUCGACGUUGUCGAAAUCCACGCCGCGCACGGGUACCUCCUCCACCAAUUCCUCAGCCCCAUCGCCAACAUCCACACCGACGCCUACGGCAGCGGCUCCUUUGCAAACCGCACCCGCCUGGUCCUCGAAAUCGUCGAACUCGUGCGCGCCGCGAUCCCGCAGGGCAUGCCGCUCCUUGUGCGCAUCAGCGCGACGGAUUGGUUCGAUGACAGGACGGACGUGGUCCCGCGCAGCUGCACGCUCGCGGACUCGUGCAGGCUCGCGCCGCUUCUCGCGGAUCGGGGCGUCGAUUUGCUGGAUGCGACGAGUAUCAAGGGUGGGCCGGGGUACCAGGCUGGGUUUGCAAAGGAGAUUAAAAAGGUUGUGGGUGGGAUUAGCACGGGUACCAUGGCGGAGGGGUUGCUUCAGGACGGGUUGGAUGUGGUGAUGUGUGGGAGGUGGUUCCAGAAGAAUCCUGGGUUGGUGUAUGCGUAUGCCGAUGAGUUGGGUGUCAAGGUGAAGAUGGCGAAGCAGAUUGGAUGGGGUUUUAGUGGGCGUGGAAAAGGGGAGAAGUGAGUGAUGGCCUCCAUUUUGAUGGCUUGGAUCUGAUCUACGAGCGCUAGUUAGACGUUGAUGUUCCACAAACGUAGAUAUUUGUAGAUUGGAAAGCGUUCACUAUUUCACACGCAAUGAUGUUAUAGGAACAUGCAUGGCCAUCGUCUCUUCUAUCAAAGUGAUUUACGGGUAUCCCAGAGACGAA
Messenger RNA from Colletotrichum phormii, 1423 nucleotides. RefSeq lists its product as uncharacterized. Gene Ontology annotation, cellular component: intracellular anatomical structure. Bases 1 to 1239 code for a protein of 412 amino acids. The record is from RefSeq and is a predicted model, not a curated record. Lineage: Eukaryota; Fungi; Ascomycota; Sordariomycetes; Glomerellales; Glomerellaceae. The transcript is spliced from 2 exons. Gene Ontology annotation, molecular function: NADPH dehydrogenase activity; FMN binding; NADP binding.